Messenger RNA from Iphiclides podalirius (scarce swallowtail), 930 nucleotides. The record is from the annotation of a GenBank genome assembly. Lineage: Eukaryota; Metazoa; Arthropoda; Insecta; Lepidoptera; Papilionidae.
AUGAAUCAAUUUGGUGUAAUUGCCAGGCACUUUUCAAGUUCUUCGGCAGUUCAAAGUGCAAUUAAAAAUGUAACAGUUAUCGGCGGCGGUCUGAUGGGUGCGGGUAUUGCCCAGGUAGCUGCUCAAGCCGGUCAAAAUGUGACUCUUGUUGAUGUUAAUGCGGAUAUUUUGGCGAAAGCUCAGAAAUCCAUUGGCACUAACCUUGGUCGUGUCUCAAAAAAAAUUUAUAAAGAUAACCCUCAAGAGGCAGAAAAGUUUGUUACCGAGUCAUUGAACAGGAUUAAAACAGCAACAGAUCCCAUUAGUGCAUCACAGAUGGCAGACCUUGUAGUUGAAGCUAUUGUUGAAAAUAUUGAUGUAAAGCAUCAAUUAUUCCAGAAACUUGACCAAGUUGUACCAGACCAUACAAUUUUUGCAACAAACACAUCUUCCCUCUCAGUUAAUGAGAUUGCAUCUGUCGUUAAGAGGAAAGACAAAUUUGGCGGUCUACAUUUCUUUAACCCAGUGCCGGUUAUGAAGCUCUUAGAAGUUGUCCGUGGUUCUGAAACUUCUGAAAUGACAUACAAGAGCAUGAUGGACUGGGGGAAGGCGUUGGGAAAGACUUGCAUCACCUGCAAGGACACACCCGGAUUUGUUGUCAACAGGCUGCUCGUACCCUAUAUUGCUGAAUCUAUUAGGCUUUUUGAAAGAGGAGAUGCGUCUGCGCGUGACAUUGACAUCGCCAUGAAGUUAGGUGCUGGGUAUCCUAUGGGUCCUUUAGAGUUAGCAGACUAUGUGGGCCUGGAUACUAACAAGUUCAUCCUGGACGGCUGGCACAAAAAGUACCCAGAAGAGCAGCUGUUCAAGCCGAUCCCACUUCUGAAUAAAUUGGUAUCAGAGGGCAAACUGGGUGUGAAAACCGGCGAAGGUUUCUACAAAUAUGAAAAGAAA